CUCCCACCAGUCCACAUAAAAAGAAGACGGCUGCUUUCUCUGACACAUUGGAAACAAACACCCUCAAGGCAACAACACAAACCAGCAUGCGAGGCCACGCCAUCUUUCUCCUCAGCGGGCUGCUCAUCCUCACCAGCUUCAUGGCCGGCACGCAUUCGGCCAGUUGCUGUUUGAAGUACAUCAGGCGGGAGUUGCCAUGCCAACGGGUGUCAGGCUACACAUACCAGUCCAUGGGAAAGUCCUGCGACAUCAACGCUGUCAUCCUUCACCUCCCCGGAAGGUUUUUGUGCGCCAAUCCCGUCGCGAGCUGGACCCAACGAGUGAUGCGCUGCAUCGAUGAGCGCAGGAGAAACACAAAGGCCCUUGAGGAAUCCGCCAACACCACCACAGCGGCAUGAAGUUGGACUUGUUCCUUUGGUUGGAGAUUCAAUUGGACUUUUGAUGUGAAGACAUAUGUAAGCUCUGUUUUGUAAACAGCCAAGAGUAGCUAUCCGAAGGUUCUCACAGCUUUUCGUUUGAGAAUUGUCCUAUUUGCUUUUCAAAUGUCUUUGGCGUUGUGUUGUUUUGGUUGUCUGCUUAUUUAUUAAAAGAGACUUUUUUUGUA
Molecule: messenger RNA, 604 nt
Organism: Syngnathus typhle (broad-nosed pipefish)
Lineage: Eukaryota; Metazoa; Chordata; Actinopteri; Syngnathiformes; Syngnathidae
Gene: ccl20b
Product: chemokine (C-C motif) ligand 20b
Exons: 4
Coding region: 87-398 (103 amino acids)
Biological process (GO): cellular response to tumor necrosis factor; monocyte chemotaxis; inflammatory response
Cellular component (GO): extracellular region
Molecular function (GO): CCR chemokine receptor binding; chemokine activity
Source: RefSeq, a predicted model, not a curated record